This is a messenger RNA of Colossoma macropomum (tambaqui), 2574 nucleotides long. RefSeq names its product solute carrier family 25 member 28 (gene slc25a28). The coding region runs from base 157 to 1320 and encodes 387 amino acids. Gene Ontology annotation, cellular component: mitochondrial membrane. The transcript has 4 exons. NCBI's taxonomy places the organism in Eukaryota, Metazoa, Chordata, Actinopteri, Characiformes, Serrasalmidae. Gene Ontology annotation, molecular function: ferrous iron transmembrane transporter activity. Gene Ontology annotation, biological process: iron import into the mitochondrion. The record is from RefSeq and is a predicted model, not a curated record.
UCAUCCCUCCCUGCGCGCUUCUCCACGCCAUCCGGGACGGGCUGAACGUGUGUGUGGUGUAAACAUCUGGGCGGUAGCUAAUGAAAGGCCUCGGAUGCUGUUAGAAAUACCCCAGUAAACGCUCCGCUGACCAGAGGACUGUGUGUCUGGUUGCUAAUGGAAGCGGACGGUUUUGUACGGAGGCGGCGGAUGAGCGCGGAGACGCCGGGUGGAGAGGCCGCUGUGGCCGGCGCUUCCGCGGGAGCAGAGAUCCGGUGGCUCGGCAGCAGGUUCUGGGGUGUUUCGGAGGGUAUCGUUGGUACUCUGUCACCGCGGAUUGGAGGAGAGGCUGAGGUCACCACAGCGCAGCUCUACGGUCCCCUAGAAGUGUCAGAGAUAGCCGAGCCGGACUAUGAAGGACUGCCACAGGGCGCUUCAACCAGUACGUACAUGUUAGCCGGGGCCGUGGCUGGCAUCAUGGAGCACUGCCUCAUGUACCCCAUCGACUGCGUCAAGACCCGCAUGCAGAGCUUGCAGCCUGAGCCAGCUGCUCGCUACCGCAAUGUGAUGGACGCUCUGUGGCGCAUCGUGAGAACCGAGGGUAUCUGGAGGCCAAUCAGAGGCCUGAAUGCUACGGCUCUCGGGGCAGGGCCAGCUCACGCACUCUACUUCGCCUGCUAUGAGAAGCUAAAAAAGACCCUCAGCGAUGUCAUACACCCAGGAGCCAACAGUCAUUUGGCGAAUGGAGCUGCAGGAUGUGUGGCCACUCUGCUUCACGACGCUGUAAUGAACCCGGCUGAAGUGGUGAAGCAGAGGAUGCAGAUGUAUAACUCGCCCUACCGCGGCGUGUUGGACUGUGUGCGCUGUGUUUGGCAGCGGGAGGGUGCAGGGGCAUUCUAUCGCAGCUACACCACGCAGCUCACCAUGAAUGUGCCGUUUCAAGCACUGCAUUUCAUCACCUACGAAUACCUGCAAGAGCUGCUCAACCCCCACAGACACUACAACCCCUCCUCGCACAUGGUGUCCGGAGCCCUGGCCGGCGCCAUCGCUGCUGCUGCCACCACCCCACUGGACGUUUGCAAGACACUGCUGAACACCCAGGAGUCUCUGGCCCUACACUCAGUCAGCCAGAGCGGAGGACACAUCUCAGGCUUGGCCCAUGCCUUCAGGACAGUGUACAGGCUGGGCGGCCUGCCAGCUUAUUUCAAAGGCGUGCAAGCGCGGGUCAUCUACCAGAUGCCCUCCACCGCCAUCAGCUGGUCCGUCUACGAGUUCUUCAAGUAUGUCAUCACCAAGCACCAGCAUGAGCGGCGGAGGAGCCAGAAGGAUGGAGAGAAGUAGCCGCUUGCACGCCAGUCCACUCAGCCUUCUCUCUCUCAGCAGCUGCCCUGGCCUUGCCUCACUCACUCACUCUGUCUGUCUGUCUCUCUCUCUCUCUCUUGCGCUCUCUCUCUCCUACAUUCUCCAGCUCACUGCACCACCAACCAGAUUCACGCUGCAGAGGGACUGACCGGCUGGACAAAAGAUGAAAUAAUGAUACGCACAUAGAGAAUCCUCUCACUCGUUUGUGUUUACCUCCUAUAAGAGCAAUUUAAUACAACUUAGGGCUCCAUGUCUGAUUCAGAAAGAAGACACAAGUGAUACACUAUGCUGCAGUCUGGUCAAGAGCAGUGUAGUCUGGAAGGUGUACUUACUCAUCAAGCAACCCAAAUGUGAUUACUUCUGGUGCCACCAGAGGGCAUCAGAAGCCUCUUCUUUAAGUAGAAAGAUGCUAAUGAGAGGGAGGUCUUUUUAAUUCUGGCUGUAGUAUAGAACUCCUAAGCUGGGGAAUUUAGCCUUCACAGCCUGGCAUUUCAAAAGCUACACUAAACCACACAGAAAAGAUGUUUUCUUCUAUUGCCAUAUAUAUUUUUGAGAAUUCAGAAUAACUGAAGCUGAGGUUUUAACCAAAAUUAAAGCAUUUUUGAAAGUAAGCUUUGAAUGAACGAUCAAAGAUAGAAAGGAUAUAUGUUAGAUAUAUUUUUGUAGAAUUUGUUGGAGAUGUUUUCUUUACUUCAGAUGAGUUAAGUCACUGUUUUUGAUCCAAAGGCUGCUCUGUCAGAGUUUCAGGAUCUACUAAUAGCUGUCAUCAGUACUGAAAUCCCCUAGGCACUGUAGAGUUCAAAGAUGAGGACAAAAGCAGCUAAAAGAAACCCCUUUCCUUUCUGAUCUUCAUUACUACAACAUCUGCGAGUAAGCCAGGUUCAAACCAAUUACAAUGUUUUAGCAAUCAGAUUACUGUUCUAAAUAUUAUUUCUCAAACUUUUCCUCUUUGCACUGUUCACACUGGUGGCCAUUCAAGAGAUGUAAGUGCAGCUGACGUACCGUUACUGGAGUCAGGAUGGUAAUGGGAAGAAAUAUUUAAUAGUCUCUCAAAUAUCAGAGUUGGUUCUUGGCUCAAAUAUGUCAAAAUGGCCCCCCUGUUGCUUGGCUUGACUACACCUGAAUUUUGGUAAUUUAUGGAAUCAGUCCUACUGGCAUCUAUCUACCUUGUACCCAUAUUUCUCAGCUUUAAAUAAAAUAGCAGUGCAGUGACCACUGCCUGCAUCAGCUGGA